CCAUUGGCUCGGGCCGCGCCAUGGGGGGAGCGAACUCGACGUGUUUGUCAAAGCUAUUUAACACUGGGGUGCCGCUCCCCCAGUUCGCGUCUCCAUCUCCCCCAGCUCUUAAAAACAAACGUAGCCCUCCUCCGAGACGACCAAUCGAUUAUCUCCAUCCGCACGCCGCCAAACACCGCCAUUAUGAAGGCCAUCGCUGCUCUUACCCUCGCUCUUGCCGGCGCCGUCGUCGCCCAGGACGGUCUCGGCCUCCCUGAAUGCGCUCAAUCAUGCGCGAGCUCUUUCCUCGCCGGCGGCAUUGGCAACUGCGGGAGGGAUGUGAAGUGCAUCUGCCAGGAGAAGAGCUUCCUCAGUGACAUCGCGUGCUGCCUAGCUGGCGAUUGCAGCGCUCAGGACCAGGCACAGGCCGUCAGCGUUGCCGCCAACCUCUGCCGCGGUGUCGGCGUGACCGACCUGCCGAGCUCGGUCUCCUGCGCGACCGCCUCCACCUCGGCGACCGGCUCCGCCGCCAGCGCCCCGACCACCGGCUCGGCCUCGACCACGGCCUCGGGCUCCGGCACGACCUUCGGUCCUACCAACACCGCCACCGCCGCCGCCACCGAGACUUCGACCCAGUCCAGCAACCUCGGCCCCCGCCCGACUGCUGCCGCCGGCCUCGGCGCCAUCGGCGGCAUCAUUGCUGCCGUCGCCCUUCUCUAAACACGCUCGCCGCAGAAUGGUCUCUCGGCGUCUCAGCAUCGACACUACCGCUGUCGAUCAAACGUUGGGCGCUGCUCGGCAAUCAAAAGGAAUGGUUUAAUGAUGGCUUAUGGAUCUUUGCACCAUAUGAUUGAAUGGCGGUGCUGUACGUGAUA
Thermothelomyces thermophilus ATCC 42464 is the source of this 854-nucleotide messenger RNA. RefSeq lists its product as uncharacterized. NCBI's taxonomy places the organism in Eukaryota, Fungi, Ascomycota, Sordariomycetes, Sordariales, Chaetomiaceae. The coding region runs from base 184 to 699 and encodes 171 amino acids. The record is from RefSeq and is a predicted model, not a curated record. The transcript is spliced from 3 exons.